This is a messenger RNA of Adineta ricciae, 297 nucleotides long. NCBI's taxonomy places the organism in Eukaryota, Metazoa, Rotifera, Eurotatoria, Adinetida, Adinetidae. The record is from the annotation of a GenBank genome assembly.
AUGCCGAUCACCUUGAAAAACCUUCUCUUAAGUCUUAGUCUCCUUCUCUUCGUUACUCUGUUCAUUGGCACACACGCUACUGAUACUUCGUCUACUAACCAGCUGAAUAAUGUUCCAAAAGAAGAAUCGAUGGAAACUCAUCGUUAUAUGGCCAAACGACGAUUUCUACCAACGCGACGUGAAUUAGAUGAAUAUCUCAAUGAUAGCGAUGACAAUGAAUCUCACUUGAAUGUCAAACGAUACUUUUUAAAAUCCAAACGGUAUUUUCUUAACAGUAAACGAAAUGAUGUGAGAUGA